Messenger RNA from Athalia rosae (coleseed sawfly), 578 nucleotides. Its product is annotated as cytochrome c oxidase subunit 7A, mitochondrial. The transcript is spliced from 3 exons. Gene Ontology annotation, biological process: regulation of oxidative phosphorylation; mitochondrial respirasome assembly; mitochondrial electron transport, cytochrome c to oxygen. The record is from RefSeq and is a predicted model, not a curated record. NCBI's taxonomy places the organism in Eukaryota, Metazoa, Arthropoda, Insecta, Hymenoptera, Athaliidae. Bases 88 to 447 code for a protein of 119 amino acids.
UUUGCGAGCCUCCGGCGAUCUUGGCGCGUGUAUUCUGCUUCAAGUCGUGAGGCGUAGUAUUACAAGGCAAGGUGCGCAGUGUUCAAGAUGCCAUUUUACCAGUUCAACUCGUUCACAGGUCGAAUUGCGGAAACAACACACCUGCAACCAUUAUAUCCACUCGCUCCUAACCGACUGGAUCGUGCAGACCCACCAAAAAUCAUGUAUGACUCUCCGCACACAAAACCUGUGAAAGUGGAACCCACGUCAAAAGGAAGGGCAUUUUCCACCGUACCACCAGACGUCCUCAAAAAAAUGGAAAAAUUCCAGGUUCCCAACAAUAUUCCUGUGUACCUCAAAGGAGGAAUGGGUGACAAAGUUUUGCUUGGAGCGACCGUUGCCUUGAUAGGAUUUGGAUUUGCCACAUCCAUCAAAAUGAUCUAUGAUCUCAGUUUUCCCAAGAAAUAAUUUCUUCGUUACUUACAGUUUAACUUGAUAGAUUUGAAUAGCAUAUUACGAGCAUCUAAGUCAAUACCUAAUGCUCUAACUCUGUAAAAAUAACAUUCACCUGCAUAAAAAGAUUUAUAGAGAGAAAGAAA